AAGAAGACGAUUCACUAGAUCUCCGGCGUCGGUGAUUUCCUCCACUUCCUUCUUCCUGCAGCUUGAAGACGAAACCUCACUCAAAUUCUGAUCUCUCUGUAUCUAUCGAUCGAGGUUUUCGUAUGUUUCGUCUAGAUCGGUGACUCAGAUGGCGAACUACUUGGCUCAGUUCCAGUCGAUUAAAAAUUCCUGCGAUCGUCUCGUCACCGCCGUGGAAGAUGUACGCGAGACUUCGUAGUCGGUUUCCGCAGGAGCAAUAUUUGUUCUGGUUUCGAGAACCAUAUGCAACUAUUGUUCUUGUCACGUGUGAGGAUCUUGAUGAGUUUAAAAACAUUCUCAAACCACGUCUGAAAUUAAUUGUUCAGAAUGAUGAGAGGGAAUGGUUUAUUGUAUUUGUAUCUAAAGCUCAUCCAAGUAAUGAUCAAGCAACUAAAUCUGUCAAGAAAGUAUAUGCGAAGCUUGAAGUUGACUUCAGUUCAAAAAAGAGAGAAAGGUGCUGUAAGCUGGAUGUACAUGGCCCUGACGGAAAUUUUUGGGAGGAUCUGGAAUUAAAGAUUACCGAGUGCAUCAGGAAUACCUUGGAUAGGCGUGCCCAAUUCUACGAGGAUGAGAUACGCAAGCUCAGUGAGCAGCGGUUUAUGCCAAUAUGGAACUUUUGUAACUUUUUUAUCCUGAAGGAAAGUUUGGCUUUCAUAUUUGAGAUGGCUCAUCUUCAUGAAGAUGCAUUACGUGAAUAUGAUGAACUAGAGCUCUGCUAUUUGGAAACAGUUAAUAUGCCUGGGAAACAGAGGGAUUUUGGAGGAUUCGACAGUGAAGAUGACCAAGCUGUGCUGCUGAAACCAGGAAGCAAACCAUUGACACAGAUUGUGCAAGAUGAUUCUUUUAGAGAAUUCGAGUUUAGGCAGUAUCUCUUUGCCUGUCAAUCUAGGCUGUUGUUCAAGUUGAAUCGUCCUUUUGAAGUUGCAUCUAGGGGCUAUUCUUUUGUUAUUAGUUUUGCAAAGGCCUUGACCCUCCAUGAGAGUGUACUGCCCUUCUGUAUGCGGGAAGUUUGGGUAAUUACUGCAUGUUUAGCACUGAUCGAAGCAACUGCUUCUCAUCACCAUGAUGGAGUUGUUGCACCUGAUAUUGAGAAGGAAUUCUUCCGUCUUCAGGGUGAUCUCUAUUCACUUUCACGGGUUAAGUUCAUGAGACUUGGAUAUCUGAUAGGAUAUGGAACAGACAUAGAAAAGAGUCCACUGAACAGUGCUUGUCUCAGUAUGCUGCCUUGGCCAAAACCGGCUGUCUGGCCAUCUCUUCCACAAGACGCUUCCUCUGAGGUGCUUGAAAAAGAAAAGACUAUUCUUCAAGCAACUACAAAGACCAAGCACUUUGGUAUUCAACGGAAAGCUUUACCUCUUGAACCAUCUGUCCUUUUACGUGUAGCUAACAGAAGAAGGGCUUCUCUGUCUACCGGAAAUAUUCCUGAAAUAUUUGAUGGCCGCCCAAGUUUUACUGAAGGAUCAGGUUUAGAAGCAUCUCCGAGAACCCCUUCAUCACUUAAAGUACAAGCACCUCCCAUGUCGAGAACAAAUUCUUCACCUGGAAAUUUUGAGAGUCCCCUAGAUAGACCUAUGAGGCUUGCUGAAAUUUUUGUUGCAGCUGAGCAUGCUCUGCGACUUACCAUUUCAGAUCAUGAUUUGUUGAAGACAUUGUCAUCUAUUCAGGAUUUUGAGAAUAAAUAUCUUAAUCUAACCAAAGGUGCUGCCGAAAACUAUCACCGUUCUUGGUGGAAGAGACAUGGAGUCGUUCUUGAUGGGGAAAUUGCAGCUGUCUGCUUCAAGCACGGAAAAUAUGAUUUGGCUGCAAACUCUUAUGAAAAAGUUUGUGCCCUUUAUGCGGGUGAAGGAUGGCAAGAUUUACUGGCAGAAGUCUUGCCUAAUUUAGCUGAGUGUCAAAAGAUUCUUAAUGAUCAAGCGGGGUACAUGUCAUCUUGUGUUAGACUACUUUCGUUGGAUAAAGGUUUAUUCUCGUCCAAGGAGCGGCAAGCUUUUCAGUCCGAGGUUGUUACUCUUGCACACAGUGAAAUGAAGAACCCAGUUCCCUUAGAUGUGUCAUCAUUGAUUACGUUUUCUGGAAAUACUGGCCCUCCACUUCAGUUAUGUGAUGGAGACCCUGGGAAUCUAUCUGUUACUGUGUGGAGUGGCUUUCCUGAUGACAUCACCCUUGAUUCGCUUAGUCUUACCUUGGUAGCCACCAACAACACUGACGAAGGCGGCCAGGCUUUAAAGAGUUCCGCUGCAACUGUGCUAAAGCCCGGAAGGAAUACUAUCACUUUUGCUUUGCCUCCACAAAAACCCGGUUCCUAUGUCUUGGGAGUUGUUACUGGCCAGAUUGGGCGCUUGAGAUUCAGGUCUCACAGCUUUUCGAAGGGUGGUCCUGCAGAUAGUGAUGACUUCAUGAGUUAUGAAAAGCCAACCAGACCUAUCCUAAAGGUUUCCAAACCAAGAGCUCUGGUUGAUCUUGCUGCAGCUGUAUCUUCUGCGCUGCUAAUAAAUGAAGCCCAGUGGAUUGGUAUCAUAGUACGUCCUAUUGCUUACUCACUUAAAGGCGCCAUCUUGCACAUUGAUACUGGUCCAGGGUUAAAGAUUGAAGACUCGUAUGGCAUUGAGAUGGAGAGAUACAUGGACACAGAUUGUGAUGCUGGUGCAUCAAAAGCUGAUGUUUUUGUAGAAGAUAGACCUGUCUCUCCAAAACGGGAUUCAGAGGUGCUUAAUCUUUGCGAAGGUAAAAUAGUGUUCUCAGAUUGGGCAAGCAAUGUGAGUUCUAUUCUGUGGGUCCCUGUUCGUGCAUUGAGUGAGAAGCUUGCUAGAGGGUCAUCUUCAGUCACUCCGCUGAAACAAGAUAUUUUAGAGGGAAUGAGAACUGUAGCUUUGAAACUUGAAUUUGGGGUGCAUCAUAACCAGAUAUUUGAGAGAACCAUAGCUGCACAUUUUACCGACCCUUUUGAUGUGACCACAAGGGUGGCAAACAAAUGCAAUGAUGGCACUUUGGUCUUGCAGGUUAUGCUACACUCCCUAGUCAAGGCGAACUUGAUAGUUCUUGAUGCUUGGCUUGAUCUUCAAGAUGGAUUUGUUCAUGGACAAAAUGAUGGAAGACCGACUUCAACGUUCUUUCCGCUUGUUGUGUCUCCAGGAUCUAGAGCAGCAGUCGUGUUCAGUAUAUGCCUAGACAAGACUAUGUCAUCAGAAGGGAAAGAUUUGCAGCUACCAGAGAGCAUUCUGAAUAUCAAAUAUGGAAUCCAUGGGGAUAGGGCAGCUGGAGCACACAAGCCAGUGGAUGCAGAUCACACUGGAACUGAUACUGAAGGGAGAGAUUUGGUGUUCAAGAGUGCUAUUGUUUUGCAGCGUCCAGUGCUUGAUCCUUGCCUCACAGUUGGAUUCCUCCCACUUCCUUCUGAUGGGCUUAGGGUCGGGAAACUUAUCACCAUGCAGUGGAGAGUGGAAAGGCUUAAAGAUCUCAAAGAAAGUGAAGCCGUGGAACAACAACAUGAUGAGGUGUUAUAUGAAGUCAAUGCAAAUUCGGAGAAUUGGAUGAUCGCUGGUAGGAAGAGAGGCCAUGUCUCUCUCUCAGAGGAGCAAGGUUCAAGAGUAGUAAUCUCGAUACUAUGUGUCCCGUUAGUUGCGGGUUAUGUCCGUCCUCCUCAACUCGGGUUGCCAAACGUAGAAGAAGCAAAUGUAAGCAGCAAUCCAUCGGGUCCUCACUUAGUAUGUGUCUUGCCUCCACUUCUCAGUUCUUCCUACUGCGUACCUGUCAAGUAAUAGAAUCUCACUCUUUUAUUUUUUCCAAGAAUACAUUUUUUCUGUAUUUUUAUUUUGUUUGCGAUCAAAGAAAUAUCAGAGUAUUGA
This is a messenger RNA of Arabidopsis arenosa, 3884 nucleotides long. The record is from the annotation of a GenBank genome assembly. NCBI's taxonomy places the organism in Eukaryota, Viridiplantae, Streptophyta, Magnoliopsida, Brassicales, Brassicaceae.